Molecule: messenger RNA, 2041 nt
Organism: Quercus robur (English oak)
Lineage: Eukaryota; Viridiplantae; Streptophyta; Magnoliopsida; Fagales; Fagaceae
Product: transcription factor ABORTED MICROSPORES
Exons: 8
Coding region: 6-1853 (615 amino acids)
Biological process (GO): regulation of DNA-templated transcription
Cellular component (GO): nucleus
Molecular function (GO): sequence-specific DNA binding; protein dimerization activity; DNA-binding transcription factor activity
Source: RefSeq, a predicted model, not a curated record
GAAAUAUGAACAUAAUCAUGCAAAACCUAAUGGAGAGGCUAAGACCCCUUGUCAGUCUGAAAGGUUGGGACUAUUGUGUUCUGUGGAAAUUGAGUGAAGACCAAAGGUUCAUUGAGUGGAUGGAUUGCUGUUGUGCUGGGACUGACAACACACAAAAUGCUGGAGAAGAACUUCUUUUUCCUGUUUCUACAGUCCUUCCAUGCAGGGAUACCAUGUUUCAGCAUCCAAGAACCAAAGCUUGUGACCUUCUAGCUCAACUGCCUUCUUCCAUGCCCCUAGACUCUGGAAUUUAUGCACAGGCCUUGAUAUCAAACCAACCCAGUUGGUUAAAUUUCUCAAAUAACACAGAAUCAGCUGGUGCUAUAGAAGAAACUGUUGGUACUAAGGUUUUGAUUCCAUUGCCAGGAGGAGUUAUUGAGCUGUUUGCUUCAAAGCAAGUUGCUGAAGAUCAGAAUGUCAUUGAUCUUAUCACAGCCCAAUGCAACAUAUCACUGCAGCAGCAGGAGGACCUCAUCAAUUCGAGCAACGUGAGCAACAGCUUCAGCAGUAAUGUAAAUGCCAUGAGAACUGAAUUCCAUUCAAAGCAUAUUUUAGUUGAUGAUCAAUAUCAAAAGGAUCCAAACAGUCAUUUCCAGCCAUCAGUUUCACCAGCAACACCAUUAGAAAAUAUUAGUGUACAAUAUGACAUCUCUGUUGACAGAAUUCGCCAAUGUGAUUCUUCAAUGAACUUCCUCCAGCAAUUUAAUUACACACCAGAAGACAGAACAAAGAGUGAUGUCUACUAUGAAGGAGCUGUUCACAACUCAUUCAUUUCUGACAAACCAACGAACCCAAUUAAGUCUUCUGCUGAGAAUGGACACCAAGAGAUUGAUGUAUUACAGCAGUCCAUGAUGAACAAUUCUUCAAACAUGCAUGUGCAGUUUAUGGAGCCAUUGUCCAACAAGGAGCAGCAAGGGAAUGACAAGGAUUCGAUCAAGCCUGAGACAGGACGAACAGAUUCAAUAUCGGAUUGCAGUGAUCAGUUUGAUGACGAGGAUGAUGCAAAGUAUAGGCGAAGGACUGGAAAAGGACCUCAAUCAAAAAACCUUGUUGCUGAAAGGAGGAGAAGAAAGAAGCUGAAUGAUAGGCUCUAUGCCCUCAGGUCUUUGGUUCCUAAGAUUUCAAAGUUGGAUAGGGCUUCUAUCUUGGGGGAUGCAAUUGAAUUUGUAAAGGAGUUGCAGAAGCAAGCAAAAGAACUCCAAGAUGAGCUUGAAGAACAUUCAGAUGAUGAAGUAGGUAGAAACACAGUUCCUAAUAAUGGCAACCACCAAAAUGUUCAACCCGAAGUUCUAACAACAAAUGGAAUGAUCCAUGGGCCUAAAACUGAACAUGAAAAACCUUCAAAUGGCAUUCAUGAAGGGGGAUCAGGCAAUGGCAAUGCCUUGAAACAAAACCAGGACUCAGAUAGUAUUAGUGAUAAGGCACAACAGAUGGAGGUACAAGUGGAAGUGGCUCAGAUAGAUGGGAAUGAGUUUUUUGUGAAGGUAUUCUGUGAGCACAAGCCUGGGGGUUUUGUGAGAUUGAUGGAGGCAUUGAAUUCUCUGGGACUGGAAGUAACAAAUGCAAAUGUAACUAGCUUCAGAGGUCUUGUUUCCAAUGUUUUCAAAGUACAAAAAAGGGACAGUGAAAUAGUUCAAGCUGAUCAUGUGAGGGACUCCUUGCUUGAGCUGACGAGAAACCCAUCAAGAGGGUGGCCCGAGAUGGCUAAAGCAUCAGAGAAUGGCGGCGGCACAGAUUAUCAUCAUAACCAUCACCACCUGCACAACCACCAUGCUAGUUCCUACCACCACCACCUACACCAUCUUCAUAACUGAGCAUAUAUUUCUGAGUUUCAAAUGAGAAAUGAGAAGCACUUCAACUUUUUUUUUUCUACAAGCUCUGUAAUAGAUAUAUGCAUACUUUAACGUUGUGUUUUACCUUAAUAAAUCUACUUCACUGUGUCGUUUCAACAUUUGCCAAGUUGUGUGGUCCAUAUAAUUAAACAAUUUAGACUUGGUUUAAA